GUUGCUAUAAAAAUUGUAGCAGCUGCUAAAGCGAGCUCAGUCGAGGCGAGCGCGCCCUCAAGUGACGUAGUGCCAACGUAGCGGUGGAAAACAAUGUACGUCCUCCUGAUCCUGCCGCUCUUCGCGGCCUGCACGGCCAUGCCUUCCUACAUAGCAGUUCCGGCUGAUCAGAUCGCUUUCGUCGACUUGUCGGCGUUGCGCGGGCGACGGGUGCCAAGACAGACGCUCACCCCUCCCCCGCCACCCCCGCAGUUACAGGCGUUACAGCAGUCGCCGCUGUAUAGGGAGUACGCCAUUCCGGUGCAGGAAUACACCCCGCAAGAGGAGUAUCCAGUGCAGUACCAACAGCAACCAAUAGAACUAGCCCCAGAACCAGAAGCCCCUGCGAGAUUAGUACAAAUCCAAGCGCCUGCGCAGCACGAUGGAGCCAGCGUGGCGUCUGCGCUUGCGGAGCGGCCGCCUGACUUCGGCGAGUACGUGGAUUUCGGCGCGCACACGGGCGACAGCGGCGCCUUCGGCUGGUACGCCGACUACCCCGUCAACGGCCAUGAGGAAAGCUACAGGAAGUAGCGAGGUUAUACGUACCCGGCUGCGAG
This is a messenger RNA of Cydia amplana, 596 nucleotides long. RefSeq lists its product as uncharacterized. The coding region runs from base 94 to 570 and encodes 158 amino acids. The transcript is spliced from 3 exons. NCBI's taxonomy places the organism in Eukaryota, Metazoa, Arthropoda, Insecta, Lepidoptera, Tortricidae. The record is from RefSeq and is a predicted model, not a curated record.